This is a messenger RNA of Cyclospora cayetanensis, 2358 nucleotides long. RefSeq lists its product as uncharacterized. The record is from RefSeq and is a predicted model, not a curated record. Lineage: Eukaryota; Apicomplexa; Conoidasida; Eucoccidiorida; Eimeriidae. The transcript has 7 exons. The coding region runs from base 1 to 2358 and encodes 785 amino acids.
AUGAGGAAACCACUCUUGGUUCGCUGGAGCAUAGCCUUCCUCGUUGUGGACUGUUUCAGAAAUGUGUGGACGGCUGGUAUUCACCCCUCCGCGGAGGCCUCGCGACCCAACAGUAGAAGUAACGAAGGGAACGCCGCCUGUGAAUUUGGCUGCGCCCAAACUGAGCCUGGGCAUCUCCCAAAUGAAGGGGGAAAUUCUAAGUUUAGGUGCCCAUUUCCAGUUUGCGUGAUGCAGGGGUCGCCUCAGCUGCAGCUGUGGAGGCUUCAUGGCGCACGUGCACAGCGCGUUGUCGUCGGUUCGGAUAUUGACGACACACUGAUCUCCUCUGGUGGUUGGAUGUUCGGCAGCUCUUAUUUGGGCGGAGUAGAUUCACGGUAUCCCCGUGGAGCAAGUUACCCAGGGCUAAGUGUGUUGAUGUACCUUCUCUCACUUGGCCCGCACGAUCCAGCUGCACCGACGACUCACAAAACAGCACCGCCUACACCCAUGCCGAAACAGGAUCCGCUGCCUCUCGCCCUCAUUAGCGCCCGACCUAGUAUUCCCCUCUUCAGGCCGUCGAUGCUAUAUCAACAUAUGUCUGCCAUAUGCGCAAAUGGAGCAAGGCAGGCUACAGGAGAUCCGAAGGCCACCUGGAAGGCCGGGAACGAAAACAGGGUUAUGCUAUCGUCACUGCGAAGCGAAGCCUUACUUGCAGAAGAAAAACUUGAUUUUUUGUUGAACUUGAGCGCCUCGAACGAGGCCAACGGGGUACAUGAGAACGACGAUGGGCAUGUAGGAUCUGACGACACCGUCCUUGUAUUCUUUGGCGACACAGUUUAUGCCACUGCUACAAGGCGAAAUCGUGUGCAUUUCAGGGAUAUCGAAACUAUGAUUGGAAUGGCGGUAAUAGGAGGUCGAUUUAUUGGGGGAUUUCUUCAUCUGGUGCACGCCGGGGAGGAAGGGCCGGUUCCCUUUGCCAGGAAUAGUCGUACACGCAAGAUGAUUGAAGGCAUUCAGAAAUUUGGAAUAGAGGGUCGGGUUUUGGAGGCAGUGCAGCUUGCGUUCAGUGUGCGCAUGACUCGUAAAGAGUCGUCCCCUGAUCAAUCAUGUGAUUGCAAACAGUUGAGCCGGAGUGAGGCCUUUGCGGUGGCAACACUGAUUGGGGAUAAGGUGCGCGACCUGUUGCGCCUGUAUUCGGUCCGCUGGGUGAGAAGCAGGGAUACCUUCAAGGCCAGCAAUUACGCAGACCCCAUUGUGCCGGUAAUUUUCAUUAAAUGCCACCGAGUGUACAUGAAGCAGGCCAAGCAAAUUCCACUGACGGCAAGCCGGCGCUUGCUGUCUUCUGGUGCGGAAGUUAGCGUUCACUUCCGAGCACGUGCGCCUGUCGAUCCACAAGACCUCGGUGUCCCCAUAAUGCCCUAUCGUACUGCGGUGGCUGCCUCCACCCAAGCUCUUGUCCUUGGUCUAAUAAGUCAUCAGGAGGCAGUCAGAGUCGCGCAAACGCUGCGUGCGCAGGGCCCGAUAACGCAUUCGGAUUGGCUGCCAGCCUUACUGGAUCACUUUUAUGAAGCGCGGGCACUUUUGUGGGUACUGCAAGCACCGUACAGGUUGGAAACUGACAUGGAUUUGAUGCACAAACGAAUGCAGGCACUGGUUACAGAGCUCGCCUCUUUGGUGGUCCGCUCCCAGAGCGUCGCUCAAGCUCCUCUUCGGGACGAGGAGUGCGCGGAGCAUUGGCAAAAGCGACUACACAGUGACGUGCCAUUCCAGUGGGAGUUUCAAGCCUUUUCCAGGAUGUUCAUCCUGUUCUUCUGCAAAUUUGACCUGCAGAUCAAUAAUCUCCAGGACGCCGGUGCGGAAGAAGUUGAACACCUGGCAUCCGCACUGGGCCAGGCUGUUCUGGAAGGGCUGGCCAUAUGUUCUGAACUAGUCGAGCUUACGGGAGAGGACAAAUUGCCAGAGACUGUCUUUGACGGAAUCAACGUUUCUCCGCCAGACUAUGAUAUAGAGAAGGACAGCUCUGAACAAUGCACAUGGAGGGGGAGGUCACCUACCAACUCGCCAUCGUCGUCGAGUGGCGGGCCUCUGGGGCCACACUGCCCUUGCGACUGCACGCAUUCGACCUUGUGCUUCCCCCCCCCAGCGAGAGAACAACUGGAGACACUUUUAGGUGAAGACGCAAAAGGUGGAUUUAUAAGCAAACCUCUCGCUCACUUUCCCACCUACGUUAUUGACCAGUCGGGUGCUGCUUGGAGUGAAUUAGCAGAGGCGUUAAAAUUCGCUCAGCAGUGCAUGAUUUGGGCGUCCGAAAAAGAUGAUUUUGAUGUUGGUACAGCCAGCGGGUUUGGCCCAACUGAAGUGCUUAAAACCAAUGAAUAG